UCUCUCUUUUAUUCUCUGUUUCUCUCUCUGAGACUCUUUUUUCAUUGUCUUUCCUUCUUUCUGUCUAUCUUUUUCUCUCUGUUUAUAGGUAUUUUUUCCCCUCUUUUUUGAGACUGUUUUCUCUCUCUCUCUCUCUCUCAGACUGUCUCUCUCUCUCUCUCAGAGACUGUCCUUUUUUCUCCGUCUCUCUCUCUCUUUUAUUCUCAGUGUUUCUCUCUCUGAGACUCUUUUCUUUCUGUCUUUCUUUCUCUCUGCCUAUCUUUUUCUCUCUGUUUACAGGUAUCUCUCUCUCUCUCUCUCUCUCUCUCUCUCUCUGAGACUGUCUUUUUCUCUUUGUCCCUGCUUUCUCUCUGUCUCUUUCAGAGUGUCACAUUUAAAAACAAUGUUCCAUUUUGUUGUUAUAUAGUUGAUUAUGAUCAUCUGAAUGUUGCUUUGCAGUGUUAAGAGUUGACAGCAGACAUGAGGUUGAUUUCCAAGGUAUAUAUAUAUAUAACUUAUUCACAGCAUACACACCCGUGUGAAUUUAGUAACAAUAGUAUCCCGGAGUAGUUAUCUAUUAAUUUAAACACCACGUGACAAUUCCUAACAACAAUUAAUGAUCUACAGGAAUUAACAAGUUCUGCUUAUCUGGCACUUUGAUUGAGACUGUUUAACCCGCCUUAUGUAACACGACCAUUUCAAACAUCUCCUGAGAUUUGUCUUUAGUAUCCAGCGAUUUUUUAUUCAGUGUGCCAGGUUUUAUUGUUCUUUUCCAUGUUUGCUCAAGUCAUUAAAAAGUCGCCUCAAAAUAUUCCAUUCCCUGGAUGGACUUUAAAUCUGAGAUUAUAAUGACUGUGAUUUUUUUGCUUUAAAUCACAUGGUGUGAUACCUCUAUUAGCGCAAAGGAUGCAGAAUUGAACACUUAGACACCGAUUGUGAGACAAGCCCAGCUUUGUGUCCGCAUAACACUGCAGAGUCUUAAUUACUACCACACCAUUAUCUUGCAGCCAUUUUGAUGUGGAGAAAUGAAGUUCAUGCAAAAGUUGGAAUAUUUCAGAUUUGACCAGGUGUUCUUGCCUCCAUAAGAGGAUUUUAUAUGUCUGUUAUUCAUUGAAAUCUGGAAUAAUGUGCAUGCCUUAUUGCAUAUCAUCCUGCAUACGUUCAAUCACAGAAUAAUGUCAACAGUGACAUAUCUGACGAGAUAAUAUUUAAACCCUCGCUACAGAUUAACGUCAAGCAGUCAGAGUAUUGCAUUGUGAAAAAUUAAAAUAACAGGAUUCUGUGUGAUGGUGAUGGAGAAUUCCAACAGCUAUUUUAAAACGACCUUGCGUGGACCAGCCUUGACCCGUAGUAUGGAUCUCAUGGGUCGUAAACUUGGUUUGAAGUUCAAGGUCAACUUGUCGUCAUCCUCCCCUGCAAUAUUCAAUCAACGGUCGAUGGGGAACGCCAGUAGAAAGUCUCUCUCAGGCUUUGUUCCGGCUCCACCCGAGGAACCCAGGCCGGAGGACCAGCCAAGAGGGUCAACCAAUCGUGGGAGUUGUCCGCAGUUUGUGCCAUACUCCGAUGAUGAUGAUGACGAAGAAGAUGAAGAGGAGGAGGAGGAGUUUUUUGAUGCGAGCGAUAAUUUUCCCCCUGCUCAGCCCUCAGUGCCGCCUCCAGCCAUGAUAGAUGCCUCUAUUGUGGCCAAACUCGUGAAGGAGGUGGAAGAACUGCUGCAUCAUGUGAGCAACGAAAACUUUCAGGCAGCAGCUGACACUGCCAAAAUAUUGCAACAGGCUGAUCUUGGAAACUUAACGAGAAGACUUUCAGUAGAGAGUACCCAAAUACACGCCCCAAACAACAACACACGACAAACCUUGCCAACAGACAGACUGCCAAAGAUUGGGGAGAACAAUGCCACUGAAAACAGAUACAGCAAUGCAGAGGUCCGAAAAUCAGCCAACUCUACAAAAAGCUCUGAGAUCAAGAAAUCCAACAGCGCCAAGCAAAUGCAGAUCAUACCUCUAGGAGAUUGCCCUGACAGUAUGUUGAAGUCCGAGGAGAGGCCGUUUCGCUUGCCACCCAUUAGAGACGGAAGUUCACAAAUUCCUGGUAACUCUAGCAUGAUAAGUAAUGACCUUCAGAAUGGUGAUGGUAACCUUGCAUGGGAGGUGGAUGUAUCAGAUUGGUUUCCACACGGCCAAACUGGCAAAAAACCCGUUCUCACUAGUCAACUACAACCAAAAGAAACAGAUGAAUCUUACGAGAGUUUCAUCCCCCCUAAAGUCACAGCCACAACUGCCGAAAUCUCUACCAGAAAAGUACUGGACCAAAAAAGAUGGAACUGCAUCAGUCGACCGCAAUACAGCAAAUCAUGCGGGAUGACCUCCCUUGUGUCAUGUUGGAAUUUCCUCUUCAGCACUCUUGGCAAUGGAAGCCUUAAUCCUAUAACUCAGGAAGAGGCUCUGACAAUCCUGGGAUUCAAGCCUCCGUUUGGGGAGAUUCGAUUUGGGCCAUUUACUGGCAAUGCGACUCUACUGAGAUGGUUUAAGACCUUGAAUGACCAUUUCAAGGUCAGAGGUCGAGGUUACUAUUUGUAUAAAACUCAUGGAAAGAACAAAACCUAUGGUACCUCCCCAGAGGAGGCCCUGUGGAACCUCAAAAAGGGACUGCAGGAUCCCUCCACUGCCUUUAUAUACCACUGCCAGAACCACUACUUCUGUCCUAUGGGAUUUGAGGAUACUCCUGUGAAAUGUACAGAGGCUUAUGGGUGUGGACUAUCCCAGGAGGAUUUGAAUACCUGGAUCCUGAUUGGAGAUCCGGCCAGUGGACAUCCAGCUAUACACUGUAAAAGAUGGACAGACAUUGUGACAGACAUUGGCUGUGUGAACCCUGACUUUUUGGACAUCCGUAGGUUAGAGAAAGGUAUGCAGCGACGAAAAACCAAGAAAAUUGGGGGAAACCUACACUGCAUCAUAUCAUUCACCAAAUGUAAAUUUCAAGCCAUAAAAACAUACAGAACGCAGAUUCCUGUGCUAGGUGGGAAAGCGGGUGCAAAAGACACUGCCCGCGUUAAAGUGACAGUGGAUAAAGAGGCCAAUUUAAACACUCCCUUAAAUGUGGACAGUGGCGAGGGGGGUGUUCUGAUGCCUGAACUCGAAGCUCAGGGGAAUUUUGAAUUAUGUCAGGCUGAAAAGGAAGAGAAGGAUAAACUUCCUACAUGUAAAGACGAUUUUGAGGAAGAGGACGAUACUCAAGAUCUAGACACAGAGAAUGAAUCCUCUGAAAAUAACUCAUAACAUCAGACGGAGAACCACAUGUGGAGGCUGACCAGUGUUCUGUUGACCUUGACUUCUUGACCUCCAGUGUGUAGAAAAUCAAUGAGGUGUGGGGUUUUUUUCUCUCAAAAGAGAUGCAUUUCCUAUUUCGUUUCGAAAAACAUGCAGGAAAUACUAAAAUACCUACAUGCAAGAGUUUUUUGGGGGGUUGAAUAAAACAGCCAAAAUGAUGAACAUUAACAGGACUGAUAUUUUAGUGCUAUGCAACAUUGUAUGUGAUGUACCUAUAAGUACAGUACUCAUUAGAUGGUGGCACUAGUGUACCAGGCUUCCAAUACAGCACUGAAUAGGGGUGUUAUAACUAUAGGAAAUCCAAACAUUCCAAGGGUAUAUUUAUGAUGUGAUGUAUAAUAGCUUCCUAUAUUUGUUUUUGUAUUAAGUUUGAUUUUGUUUUAAUUUAAAAUAAAAAAAAAAACCAUUUCAA
Messenger RNA from Ostrea edulis (European flat oyster), 3720 nucleotides. Its product is annotated as basic immunoglobulin-like variable motif-containing protein. NCBI's taxonomy places the organism in Eukaryota, Metazoa, Mollusca, Bivalvia, Ostreida, Ostreidae. Gene Ontology annotation, biological process: nucleotide-excision repair. Gene Ontology annotation, cellular component: nucleus. The transcript is spliced from 10 exons. Gene Ontology annotation, molecular function: DNA endonuclease activity; single-stranded DNA binding. The record is from RefSeq and is a predicted model, not a curated record. Bases 1266 to 3257 code for a protein of 663 amino acids.